AUGGAUCAGCAACUAAAGGGUACGCUGGUUUCACGGAGAGACACAAUGAUAACUGCGCUCAGUCGGGCGGAGGCUUUCAUAGCAGAUUUCAAUAUCGAACGUGAUCAAAUUCAAGUAGCUUUGCGACUGCAGUAUCUAGACAAAAUGUGGGCGACUCUGGAGGCCGUUCAAGGUCAGCUGGAGGACAUUGAAACUACUAAUGAAGGUAAGAGGUUGCUUGCCGAUGUUCGAGCAAAUUUUGAGCCUCGACUGUUCAAAACUAAGGCCAGCCUUAUCGCAAAACUCCCUUCUCAAAAUGGGAACGUUUCUGUGCCGCCAGUCGCACAUUCCAGUACUUCUCUAACGGGCAUUAAACUACCUACGAUUACGCUUCCCGAAUUUGAUGGCGAUUACAACCAAUGGCUUGCAUUUCACGACACGUUUUUAGCCCUUAUUCAUUCGAAUCCUGAGGUUCCAGAUGUGCAAAAGUUUCAUUAUUUAAGGGCCGCUGUCAAGGGCGAAGCUGCACAGUCAAUAGAAUCGAUCGCUAUUAGUUCUGCCAAUUAUAAGCUCGCUUGGGAAGCGUUGGUGAGUCGAUAUGAUAAUGAAUACCUCCUGAAGAAACGUCAUUUACAGGCCUUGUUCAGUAUACCAUGUAUGCAAGUGGAAAAUCCAGCAGAACUCCACAGAUUAGUAGACGAAUUUGAACGCCAUGUCAAAAUAUUACAUCAACUGGGUGAGCCAACAGACCAGUGGAGCACAAUAUUGGAGCAUUUACUCUGCAUUCGCUUACACGAUGACUGUAUUAAGGUUUGGGAGGACCAUGCGUCAACACUUACGGAUCCCAACUAUAGAUGUUUGGUUGAGUUCCUGCAUCGUCGAGUAAGGGUGUUGGAAUCAAUCUGCGCCAACCAUCAUGGAUCUUCAUCUGGUUCUUGUAUGCAAGGGCAACCAGAGCAGAUACCUUGUCAGUUUAAUUCUUCGUCAUAUGCUACUACAUCUAACUUCCAUGACAGCUGUUUGGCCUGCAACCAACCGCAUCCGCUAAUAAGAUGUGAAGUGUUUCAUCGGCUUUCGUUGCCCGAGCGACAGCAGUUCGUAUACUCCAAACGCUUGUGUCACAAUUGUUUGAGAGCUGAUCACAUCGUUAGAAACUGCUCGUCUAGUUACAACUGUAGGAAAUGCAAUCGUCGUCACCAUACGCUGCUCCACCCAAAUUCUUCGGACGGCCUUGCGAGUACAGAUUCUUCGGUUCAUCUCACCAUUCAACCAACGACCAGCCCAUCCCCAUCUGCGGAAACUACUGUUGGAACAAAUAAACAAGCGACAAUGUUACAGUCCGGAAAUCUCCCACACGUUGAGGUGAGUGCAUCAAUGCGAGGUCAAGCUGAAAAUGUAUUUCUGAUGACAGCCGUGGUGACGAUCAUAGAUUCACAUGGGCAACACCAUUCAGCUCGAGCACUGUUGGAUAGUGCAUCGCAACCUAACCUAAUUUCCGCACGAUUAGCCAGUGUGUUGCAACUGAAGAGGAACAGUACCUACGUAACAAUCCAUGGAGCAGGUAAUUUAGCAAAACCGGUACGUCAAUCUGUCACCACUGAGAUCAGAUCGAGGCGUGGACACUUUUCAUGUGUUGCCGAUUUUCUCGUGAUGGAUGUUGUAACAUCCAGCCUCCCAAAACAAAACGUAUCCACAGCAGGCUGGAAAAUUCCGAGUGACGUGGUUUUGGCCGAUCCUUCGUUUAAUCAAAGUCAGCCGAUAGACUUAAUACUAGGUGCAAAACAUUUCUGUUCCUUUUUCCCCAGUGCGGCCCGUAUGCAGUUAAACGAGAAUCUUCCAAAUUUGGUUGACAGCGUGUUUGGUUGGGUAGUAUCCGGUGCAGUUAAUUCAACCCACGCAGAUGGCAACUCAUUAUCGCAACCAGCCCAUCAAAUCAGUGAAAGAGCUUCGCCAGAGCUCAAUUCAUUCCAAAAUAAUUAA
Molecule: messenger RNA, 1959 nt
Organism: Topomyia yanbarensis
Lineage: Eukaryota; Metazoa; Arthropoda; Insecta; Diptera; Culicidae
Exons: 1
Coding region: 1-1959 (652 amino acids)
Source: RefSeq, a predicted model, not a curated record